Messenger RNA from Sipha flava (yellow sugarcane aphid), 1218 nucleotides. RefSeq names its product galactosylceramide sulfotransferase-like. The transcript has 2 exons. Gene Ontology annotation, cellular component: membrane. The record is from RefSeq and is a predicted model, not a curated record. The coding region runs from base 60 to 1187 and encodes 375 amino acids. NCBI's taxonomy places the organism in Eukaryota, Metazoa, Arthropoda, Insecta, Hemiptera, Aphididae. Gene Ontology annotation, molecular function: galactosylceramide sulfotransferase activity. Gene Ontology annotation, biological process: glycolipid biosynthetic process.
UAUGUAAUUCAGUAGUUAUGUUACCACUCAACACAAUUUUGUUUUGUUUAAUGUAAAAUAUGCUGUUUAUUAAGAUAAAAUAUUGUGCCAUUUAUAUUGUAACUUUAAUGUUUCUAUCAUUUGUAAUGUAUUUUAUAUUUAUACAGAAUGAACCUAAUUAUAGAUCCAUAGAACCAAAACGACCACUAACAAUAGUUGAAGAAAAACAAAGAGUAUUUUUUCUAAAAACUCAUAAAUGUGCUGGCACUACUAUACAAAAUAUACUGAUGCGAUAUGGCCAUAAAGAAAAUUUAGAUUUUUUGUUGCCAAAUAAAAAUAAUUAUGUAGGAAAUCCCGAACAUUUUAAUAUUAGCAUGGUAAUUAAUGUCACUGCAGAUAAUAAGUUUGACUUAUUUGUACAUCAUACCAGGUAUUCUCAAGAUGUAAAAUCUGUUAUGAGAUCUGGUACAUUUUUUGUAACUAUUUUACGUGAACCAACAUCGUUGUUUCAGUCAAUGUACUCGUUUUAUCAUUUUGAAAAAAAAUAUAAAAACAAUUUAACCAAAUUUAUAAGCAACCUCUCAAAUAAUUCAUCAUUCAGAAAAAAUGUACAACGUUAUAGUAAAAAAUUAGGAAUAAAUCAAAUGAGUUGGGACUUAGGAAUGGCUCCUGAAGAUUUUGAAAGUACAAAAAUGAUAAAUAAAUUUAUAGAUAUUAUCGAAAAUGAUUUUGAUUUUAUAAUGAUAUUUGAAUAUUUAGAUGCAUCUCUUGUUUUAUUUGCUAAUUUAAUGCAAUGGCCAUUAGAGCGGGUAGCCUAUUUGCCACUUAACACCAGUAAUGAUACACAUAAACCAAUAAUAACAAAUUAUGAUGUUAUGCAAUUAGAAAAAGUCAACAUGGCUGAUAAUAUGCUAUACAAAUGGUUCUUAGAAAAAUUUAAAGAAAAGAUAUAUAAAUAUGGAAUAAAAAAAUUAAAAAUAGGAAUUGGAAAAUUAAUGGCUAUAAAUCAAGAAAUCAGAGAAAAAUGUGUGAAAUCGAUUACAAAUAAAGGUUAUGCCAAAACCUUUUCAUAUGAAUUAAAGGAAAAUACUAAUAUUUGCCAAUAUAUUACAAUGAAUGAAUUGAAGUACACAUCAUAUCUGAGGAAUACACAAUAUGAGAGACAUAGAAAAUAUAAAGCACUUGAUAAAUUAAUGAAUAAUAAUUAAAUAUUACAAAAUAUAUUAUUAUACAAAUUUA